CUGUGGGGCGGGGACGCUUCGCUCCACCCCGGCCUCCGCCGCCGCCGCCGCCGCUUCCCUUUGCGCGAUCGCAGCCGCCGGACGCGCUCGGACCCCCAUUUGGAUACAUCGCCGCCGCCGCCGCCGCCGCCUGCCGCCGCCUUCCCCCAUGGGGGCCCCAGUGGUGGGGGGCCCGGAGUCCGCCGACCCGCCCUUACCCAGUGCCUGACACUGCCCAUGGAUACCAGCCCCCCAACCCCGGACCCUGGGGGCCCGCGGAGGGACUGUGUGGCCCCUGCAUCCGAAUCGGGGCCCCCAUCCUUUGAAUGGCUGCUGGGGCGUCUUGGGGCCGGGGGACAGCGCCAGCGCCUCCUGCUGGCCUUGAGCUGCCUGCCAUGCCUCCUGCUGGGCCUGGGGGGUGGCUCGGAUGCCCUCUUCACGCUGACCCCCCCACGCCGCUGUCGGGACCCCAAUGGCACCAGGCUCCCCGAAAACACCACCUGCCAGGACCCCCGCUGCCAGAGCUGGGACUACGGGGGGCUGCCGGCCCUCACCAGCAAUCCGGUGACAGAGUGGUCGCUGGAUUGUUCUCGAGGUUGGGUCGUCCCCUUGGAGCAGCUGUGCUUCCUUCUGGGCUUUGCAGCUGGAGCCCUUUUGCUGGGGCAGCUGGCCGACAGUGUGGGUCGGCGUGGCACCCUUCUCUUGGCUGUCGCUCUUGGUUGCCCUGCAGGCAUCUUGGCUGCCUUUGCCACCUCUCCCUCUGUCUUCAUGUUGGGCCGUUGCCUUUGGGGGGUGAUGCUGGGGGGCAUGCAGCUUGCCCUCUACCUUAGCCGCUUGGAGCUGUGUUGCCCUCCACAGCGGCUGCCUGUAGCCAUGGCGGGGGACUUGGUCACAGUUGGGGGGCGCUUCCUACUUCUGGGGCUGGCGCUGGCUUGCGGGACUUGGCGCGUCCUCCAGGGCGUGAUGUCGGCUGGGCUGGGCCUUUGCCUACUCUUCGGCUGCCCUGGAUUGUACCCUGAGUCACCCCGUUGGCUCUUGGCCACCCGGAAAACAUCUCAAGCCAAGGAGAUUCUGAUAGGCCUGGCCCAGGGCGGCAGUACGCAGGAGUCAGAGGCCCAGGAAGCGCUGGAGGAGCUGGACAACGCCUGCCACCUCCCCGCUGCAGCCCAGAUCUCGUUCCGGGCCCUCCUGUCCUGCAGGAACAUCUGGAAAAAUGUUCUCAUCCUUGGUUUCACCACAUUCAUUGCCCAUGCCAUUUGCCACUGUUACCAGCUGGCCUGGGAAUCCCUGGAGGAUUCGCACGCCAAGUUCUACCUCUCCUACCUGCUGUCAGCCGGCAGCGCGGGCCUCGCCUGCAUUUUCCUGUGCCUGAGCGUGGACCGGUACGGACGUCGUGGGAUCCUGCUACUCACCACCACGCUGACCGGCAUCGCCUCCCUUAUCCUGCUGGGCCUAGGAGAGUAUCUCAACGAUGCUGCACGGAGAACGUUCUCCAUCCUUGGCCUGUUUUCCUCCCACGCGGCUGGCUCGCUCAGUGUCUUCUUUGCCUCGGAGGUCAUCCCCACCAUAAUCAGGGGGAAGGGCCUUGGCGUAAUCCUGGCGUUGGCAUCUCUGGGAGGGCUGAGCGCUCCUCUGCUCCGGCUGAGAGAACAGCACGGCUCAUUCCUGGAACAUAUUGUGUUGGCGUCUCUCAACAUCCUGGCCCUUCUCUGCCUGAUGCUGCUUCCCGAGAGCAAGCGCAAGGCCCUGCCCGAAGGCCUACGCGAUGGAGAACUCUACCGGAGGCCCUCCUUGCUCCGCCGGGCUGGCGGGAGCGAAGGCCGCAACUCUGAGGCGGUGACCCGGCGUGACGACGUUCCCCUGCUGUCCACACCAAACCCUGCUAGCUGAAGCACCUGCUCUGGCUGAAUUUGACCGCCUAGACAAGGCCACACAGCCAGGCCUCAACCAACCUCGCUUAGGCCUGGCUCAUAAUAAGAUGAAAGAAAGGGCAAAUUAGAAGCUUGAGUAACUCUUGCUCUUUCCGUUUUCUGUUUCUGACGUAACAUGAGCAGGGACGUGCCAGUCUCCUCCACUGAGAGAUCGGCUGCUGCCAUGUCACACCAGAAACAGAAAAAUAGAGCAAUGGCCGUUGCUUGGGAUUGUUCUCUAAACGGUAGAACUGGACCUGAGGAACUCCCCACCCCAGUCCCAACACUCAAUUUUAUUGAUGGCGAUUGAGCACCCAUCUUUAGAAUUGCCAUAACAGAUUAGGUCCACACCAGGGCCAUGCAUCUGCAUCUCAGACUCCCACAGGUGGGAGGCUAGGAGGAGAGAAUAAUCCCCAAACAACUCUACAUGCAAUAAAGUCUUGGAUAGGAUUGCCGUAAACCCACAUUUCGUCUCCUAGUUUCCCACCCACUCAAGUUUCCUGACUUGUUCCCUCCAAUUUAACAGCUGUACAAGGUGAAAUUGAACAGGUGAAUCUGUGUCCGGAGAAGUGAUGCAGUCAUGGAGAAACCUUCACCUGCUGUCUUUCUGCCUAUCAGAUGAUAACGUUACAGAACCCAGUGGGGGGGUGGGGAGAAUGCCAGCACUGGAAAGGUGUUUUCCUGAUUCUACACCUGUUGGUUUUUCUAAAAGUGCUCAGCUAUUAGGCCCACUCCCUAAUCUCAUAAAAUCCCUCAUGGAUUGCUGGGAUUCUUCUAGAGGCUGUUUUUCUGACCGCCUGCUUUUCCUCCCUCUGGGCAUUUGACUAUCUUAGCGAUAUUGCCUGCCUGGAUCGCUUGAGUAGAUAACAACCCAAUUGGGUUAGCUUGCAUCUUUGUCCCCAUUUUACAGAUUCAAGAAACUCAGGCUAAGAUCAAAAGUCUGGGGGCUGAUUUCACGACAGGGUCAAAGCUUUCAACCUAUGCACUCCAUCCCAUUUAUUAAUAAUCCUCUUGAUAGCACAUCUCAAGUCUAGAAAGGGCUCUUAACGUCUCUCUUUGCUGGCCGAGGCCCAAAAUGGAACAAAGGGCCUUUGAAAUCUUUUAAAUGCAUGAUUUUUUUUCACAUGGUGGCUGGGCUAGAUGGCUGAGUGCUUCACAACUAUUCUUGCCACCAAAGUUCUUUAGGGUCUGCAGAAAAUGACCUAUCCCUUUGCUGGACAUAGGACCAUUGACACGCAUACACGCCUACAGUCUCUGACCCUAUGAUUCCCUAUUGUGCCGCAGGACUAUUAUCCGGUUACUGAACCAUCCGGACUGCUUCUUACAGCUGUGCAACAGGUAGAAAUUAACAAAAGGGCACAUUUCCCCACCACCAUACUGAGGAGAGCCAUUCGUUCUGCCCUCGGAUACAAGGGACCUGCGGGCAACACCCUUACUUUAGGACACAAGGAACAAAAGAAUCUACUCUCCUUCCGCCCCAACACAUUUUAAUACAGGUAGCAUUACCAGUCGUUCCACUCUGGGCAAAUUUAUUAUCGCCAACAAGACGAUAUUCCACGUGGGAAGAAGGGAAAGGAGACAACCAGAGUGGCGGAUGACUCAGCCCCUUGAUGUGUUUGAAAAUGCAACCCGCACAGGGGAUCCAAGAGAAACUUGGCUGCUUUUUACCGUAAAGGGAAAAAAAAACACUACUGACUGUUAAUAAGCUAAAAACAGAUUAAAGAAAAACUUCUUGAGAAA
Messenger RNA from Elgaria multicarinata webbii, 3629 nucleotides. RefSeq names its product solute carrier family 22 member 17 (gene SLC22A17). Lineage: Eukaryota; Metazoa; Chordata; Lepidosauria; Squamata; Anguidae. The record is from RefSeq and is a predicted model, not a curated record. Gene Ontology annotation, cellular component: membrane. Bases 217 to 1869 code for a protein of 550 amino acids. Gene Ontology annotation, molecular function: transmembrane transporter activity. The transcript has 10 exons. Gene Ontology annotation, biological process: transmembrane transport.